Messenger RNA from Centropristis striata (black sea bass), 2992 nucleotides. RefSeq names its product Rap guanine nucleotide exchange factor (GEF)-like 1 (gene rapgefl1). The coding region runs from base 550 to 2565 and encodes 671 amino acids. Gene Ontology annotation, molecular function: guanyl-nucleotide exchange factor activity. NCBI's taxonomy places the organism in Eukaryota, Metazoa, Chordata, Actinopteri, Perciformes, Serranidae. Gene Ontology annotation, cellular component: plasma membrane. The record is from RefSeq and is a predicted model, not a curated record. The transcript has 16 exons. Gene Ontology annotation, biological process: positive regulation of GTPase activity; Ras protein signal transduction.
GAAAAAAAAAACACCCUGCACCGUCGAUCGCUGCUCCGCCGUCUGUCUGUCUGUCGGAGAUAUCGCGGAGAAACGCGACGCGCACACGGUGUUCCAGCCGCCGGGGAGCUGCGGAGGCUCGGCCCGGAGAGGAGCAGCUCUGUUCGGGCUUCAGAUUGUCGGUUUUUUCCGCCCACGGAGGGCUCGGUCCUGGGGAGGGAGAGUAGAGGCGGAGGAGGGCGCGCUGCAGCCGUGGAGGAGCGGCCCCACGGAGCACGGAGCGCUCCGGAGCCUUUUCUAUAAAAACGGGUUUUAUUCAGAGCACGGUGCGGUGAUACCGGACUCCACCCCCCACCCCCACCCCCCUCCACCAAUGGGUUAACGCUCGGUGUGAGCCCGCAGAGCCCGGAGGUCAGCUCACACCUGCACACACCUGCAGCCCGACCCGCGACCUGCGGGGGCCGGAUGAUGUAGCCCCCCACCGCAGCUCCGUUUCUCUGCAUCGCCAUCCUCUAAACCCCCCUCACACACACACACACACACACACACACACACACACAGAGUCCCAUCAUGCCGGCGGGGAUGAAACCGCUGGAGAAGUUCUUGAAGAAGCAGACCACGGCUCUGACCCGGGCCGGGGGUUUUGUCGGUGGGGUGGCGGACAAGGCCAGCGGGGGGACGGGGGCGUCCCGCAGGAGGGCCAGCCUGUCCCGGGUCGUCCCCUUCUUCAGGGAGACCUCACCGGAGAGCGGCCAGGCCCGGGAGGUGUUCAGCCCCGACAGCGAGGACCCACCCUCCUGGCCCUCGGCGGCGGGGCCCGGUGUGGUGUCUCUGCCUAGCAGUGCCAACGGCUCGGGCUCUGGCGGCGGCGGAGACGUCCGCAGCCCGUCCCUGUCUAGCGACGAGCAGAGCUCCGAGGCCAGCCUGGUGACGGAGGGGGGCGGGGGCGGGGGCACGCCGCUGCCCCCUGACACGCCCGACAACCUGACGCUCGCUCUGCUGGACAGUGCGGCGGGGAGACGCUCGGCCACCUGCACAGAAACCCUGCUGGACGACUUCAUGUUGACACAUCCCAUCUUCCUGACGGCCGACAGGUUCCAGCAGGUCCUGCUGCAGCAAUUCAGCCUGGAGACAGAGGGGAGGGAGGGGGAGGGGGGAGGGAGGGAGGGUGAGAGGAGACGAGGAGGAGGAGGAGGUGGAGAGGCGGAGGCUGACGGAGCGAUGGAUGCAGCGGAGAGAAAGCAGGCGGUGCUGAACGUGGCGUUCAGAUAUCUGGAGACGUACAGAGAACUACUGCAGGAGGAAGGAGAGAGGAGCAACAGUUUCCCCAAGGAGCUGUACCUGUGUGCGGUUCAGGAGUUGACUCGUUAUCCUGAGCUGGUGGAGGAUGUCCUCAAACUGCAGAGAUGGACCGAGAUUUUACACUGCCCCUCUGAGGAGGAGAAGGAGAGCAGGAAGAAGCAGGUUCGUCCUCUGUUCAGACACUUCAGACGCAUCGACGCCUGUCUGCAGCCCAGAGAGGCCUUCAGAGGCUCCGACGAGAUCUUCUGUAGAGUCUACACCCCGGACCACUCCUACGUGACCAUCCGGAGCCGUCUGUCCUGUCGUGUCGGGGAGAUUCUGGCCCUGGUGCGUGAGAAGCUGCAGUACAGCGAGGACCAGCCGGUGCUGCCGGGACACCUGGUGCUGGUGGCCGUCACGUCAGCUGGAGAGAAGGCCGUGUUCAGGCCCAGUGACGAGGCCGUGUUCACCACGCUGGGAGUCAACACACACCUGUUCGCCUGCGAGCCCAACGAGCUCGACUCACUGCUCCCUCUACCUGAGGAGAUCCACUGGACGCCCGGCGACAGCAAACUGCAUGACAUGUCAGCGGAGGAGGUGGCCAACCAGCUGGUGGUGUUUGACUGGGAGCUGUUCAGCUGUGUGCACGAGGUGGAGUUUGUGUGUUACGUGUUUCACGGGGAGCAGUCCCGCUGGCGCCCCCUGAACCUGGAGCUGGUACUGCAGCGCUGCAGCGAGGUGCAGCACUGGGUCGCCACGGAGAUCCUGCAGUGCCAGUCGCUGCCGAAGAGGAUCCAGCUGCUGCGCAAGUUCAUCAAGAUCGCAGCUCUCUGUAAGCAGCAGCAGGACCUGCUGUCGUUCCUCGCCGUCGUUCUGGGUUUAGACAACCCGGCCGUCAGCCGACUACGACUCACCUGGGAGGGUCUCCCGGGGAAGUUCAGGAAGCAGUUUCAGCAGUUUGAGAGCGUUGCAGAUCCGUCCAGGAACCACAAGUCCUACAGAGACCUGAUCACCGGUCUGAGGCCUCCGCUGAUCCCCUUCACCCCCCUGCUGCUCAAAGACCUGACCUUCCUCCACGAGAGCUGCAAGACGUUCCAUGGAGAACUAGUCAACUUCGAGAAGAUGCAUAAAGUUGCAGAGAUGGUGCGGAUCAUCAGGAGAUAUCGGAGCAGUCAGCUCGCGUUGGACACGGAGACGUCUCCGUCCCACCUGCAGACGAAGGCCUACGUCCGGCAGCUGCAGGUGAUCGACAACCAGAACCUGCUGUUUGACAUGUCCUGCAAACUGGAGCCCAAAGACACAUAAAGGGACCGGAGGGAGCAGCAGGAGGAGCAGGAGGAGGUUUUGUUUUGUGCCCAGAAACAACAAAGAAAAACAGACGGAGCAAAGUUCUUCAUCUUCAUCCUGCUGAAACUAAAAACUCUUUGUUCAGCGACCACUUUUAAUUAGUUUCUCCUCCUCCUCUUUCUCCUCCUCUUCCUCUGCCGUCAAACUGGACCGAACCCUGAGGAACUCCUCCAGGAUCGGGUCCUGACAGCUGGCGUCUGUCAGUCUGAUCCGAGUUCUUUCGACCUUCAGCAGGUUUGAAGGACGGAUGAAUCCUCGUCAGGGCUGCAAAACUUUGGCAGAAUUCAAGCUGGAAACUUUCCGCCGGAAUUAUCAGGAAUAAAGUGUUUCCGUUUAGUCACACCGGGACGCGUGUCCCUUUAAUCUCGUCUUGUUUUCGUUUCAU